ACAAUAACUCUAAUUUAAUUUUUUGAAAAUAACUAAAAACAUUUUCAAAAAUUUUUAAAAUUAUGAUGUUAGCUGAAUAGUAUAAACUCAAUAUGUAUUAUUAAACUUCGCAUGGUAUUCACGUAGCUAGUUACCAUGGCAGGAAAAACCACCAUAAAGCCAUUUAAACAUUCUAGCUUUACCUAUUGACCUAUAUUCAACUGCAGAAAGUACUAUGGAGACCAACCUGCAUUCAAGGAAUUCAUAAAGUAAGCAAUGGUUGUGUGACAUCUUUCAAAUUUCGAUAACUUUUUUAUAGUUAAUAAUUCUAAAGCAUAAGGAAAGAUGCAAGCAGAUCAACAGCAGAGUAAACGUACACGCUCAUAUGUGGAGGAGGUUUUCCGGCUAAUAGAAGAAAAACCAGAUAUAGUGGAUAUAAUUAUAUUGAACAAAAAUGGCAAUCCCGUCAAGACGACCAUGGAGAAACAAAUGGCUAUUGAGUUUGCUGGUCUAUAUGAAAUAUUGAAGGAGAAAGUACAAUUGGGCUUACAAAAGAUUGAUCCGAAAGAUGAGUUAUUAAUGCUACGUGUGCGGACCAAAGCCAAUGAGGUACUUAUAACGCCAGAUGGAAAAAUUACUGUGAUGGUGGUACAAAAUGCGCAGGAUAGAAUACAGUUAUGAGUGUUAUUCCAAAUUUUAAAAAACCAAAUUACACGAAAAAUAUAUA
Molecule: messenger RNA, 706 nt
Organism: Bactrocera neohumeralis
Lineage: Eukaryota; Metazoa; Arthropoda; Insecta; Diptera; Tephritidae
Product: dynein light chain roadblock-type 2
Exons: 2
Coding region: 325-660 (111 amino acids)
Biological process (GO): microtubule-based movement
Cellular component (GO): cytoplasmic dynein complex; cytoplasm; centrosome
Molecular function (GO): dynein intermediate chain binding
Source: RefSeq, a predicted model, not a curated record